Arvicanthis niloticus (Nile rat) is the source of this 1160-nucleotide messenger RNA. RefSeq names its product zinc finger protein 575 (gene Znf575). Gene Ontology annotation, molecular function: DNA-binding transcription factor activity, RNA polymerase II-specific; RNA polymerase II cis-regulatory region sequence-specific DNA binding. NCBI's taxonomy places the organism in Eukaryota, Metazoa, Chordata, Mammalia, Rodentia, Muridae. The record is from RefSeq and is a predicted model, not a curated record. Gene Ontology annotation, biological process: regulation of transcription by RNA polymerase II.
GGAUGGGAGGAGGGGAUGGCAGUGAAGCUGGGCCCCACGCCUCGGCAAGCUUCUUCCCACUCUUCUCUCCUCUUGCGGCGUCCCAGCGCCCGCUGGGAGGUGCAGGUCCGAGGGCUACAAGAUAGCUCACAAGGCUUAACUGAGACGGAAGGGUUCCGGAGCCCCACCCCCGGGGUGGGACCGCCCUAAAGGUUUCCCUAAUCCUCCGAGGUCCCCAGUUCUAUGCUAGAGAUACGAUUUAGCUACCAGAAGGACACGGUGGACACAGCAUCAGUAGGCUGAGACUAAAGACAGGGCCCCCACCCCUGUCUCCAUGAACUUGUUAACCGCUGGCGCCAUCCUCGCCCCUUGCCCUGCUGCUCCUUGGUUCUUCUGCCAGCAAAAUGCUGGAUGGAAGCGUGAAGCCCGAGGCCAGAGUCUCAGAACCUAGACCCGCUUGUCAGGACCCGGAGACCAAAGCCCCCCACCAGGACCUGCCGAGGCCCAGCCAGCCCGCUGCAUCUGGAAGCGUGCCCUCCCGGCCCCGUCGGCGACCCCCUCCCCAGCGCCCGCACCGCUGCCCAGACUGCCCCAAGGCCUUCUCAUACCCAUCCAAGCUGGCCACGCACCGGCUAGCGCACGGCGGCACCCGCCCGCACCCAUGUCCCGACUGUCCCAAGGCUUUCUCCUACCCGUCCAAGCUGGCUGCGCACCGCCUCACGCACAGCGGAGCUCGCCCGCACUCCUGCCCGCACUGUCCCAAGGCCUUCGGCCACCGCUCCAAGCUGGCGGCGCAUCUCUGGACCCACGCGCCCGCCCGUCCCUACCCGUGCCCCGAUUGCCCCAAGUCCUUCUGCUACCCGUCCAAGUUGGCGGCCCACCGCCACACGCACCACGCCACCGACGCCCGCCCCUACCCUUGCCCACACUGCCCCAAAGCGUUCUCGUUUCCCUCCAAACUGGCGGCCCAUCGUCUGUGCCACGAUCCCCCUACCGCGCCCAGCAGCCAGGCCACUGGCCACCGAUGCUCCAGCUGCAACCAGGCCUUUGGCCAAAGACGCCUCCUGCUGGUUCACCAACGCAGCCACCACCAGUCGGAGGGCCAAGGAGAGAGGGAGUGAGCGCGCCUGCACACUCUGCCUCCAUCACCUGUCAAUAAAGACCUGGAAUUUCUAAGUCCU